AUGACGGAUGAAGAUCCCUGGCUCCGGUCGUGGGGACGGAACAGACCCCAGGUGGCCCGUGGGGUUUGGCUCCAAACCGUCACCACCAUCUACGGCCUCCACCAAAAGGACCUUUACAUUCUGGCAGGCGAGCUCCUGGAGCAGAUACAAAGGUACAAGUUCUGGUACUUGGAAGAUGGCCCUGCGGAUGAGGACUUUAUCACUGCCGUACUUCUCCUCAAGAUCACUUAUGUUCGACAGCAGCUGCAGAGCGAGCAACAGUUUGAGGAUCUCAUUGCUUGCGUCAAUCGUGUCUUCCCUGCAAUCGAUGACACGACACUCAACAUCGGUUGCGCAACGCUCAACGGGCUGCGGGACCGGCAGCUGGUGGAGCGUGCACGGUUCCAACGCAUCAUCUUUGGCUCCACGCGCCUGUCGGACCUCUACUUCCACCACUCUGCUGAGGACGCCAUUACCGCCGCCCGCUCCUACUGCCGCCGCGUCACCGCAGUUCUCCCUCUCCCGCGCAUCGCCAAGCACCCUGCUUCGCUGCUCGGCGCAAACCUUGUUCUCCAGACUGCAACCCACGGCGACAGCACCAGCGGCAACGGCACGUCGCUGCAGAAGCGUGCAAAACUGACCUCGACAACAACAGCAGCAACACCCAACAAGGACUCCCCACGCAAGACCAGCAACAUCAUCACCACCACAAACAACUUGUCCAUGUCGGCCACGGUGGCUAAUGCGCCCACCACUGCUGCCACUAUGGCGACUGCCAACGGUGAUGCAACUUCCAGCACGCCUGCCACCAGUGCAGCACGCCGCGUCCGCAAUCGUGCAGCCCGCGAGCGCAACGGCAAGGGAAAGACUGCAGCUGCAAAAAUAGCGGCGGCAGCAGCAGCAGCAGCAGCAAUAGCAACAGCAGCAACGAGGCCGGAGAGUGAAACCCGAGCAGCGCCGCAAACAGGUGCACCAGGUCGCGGUGGUCGUAGGGAAGGAGACGCAACAACACAGCUUGCAACCGCCAUCCUACAGCGGCGGCACAUGCGACGCAGCGGUGGCAACGAACCAAAAUCGGCAACGAAACAGCUCUCUGCCAGCGUGGAGGCGCUUGUGGCGCUGUCACGCAGGAGUCAUCGCGCCCAAACGGAUUCGCAGGAAGAAGAGGCGGAGAAGGUGACGCAUGCUGUUGCGGUGACGGCAGCAAGCAUGAACCAGGUUGUGAUGGGUGGCGAGCAAACAUCGCCCAUCCUGGGCACCUCGUCCCACCUUCUCCUCACAGCAGCAACAGCGCGCCAGCGGCACCAGCAGCAGGAGCAGCAGGAGCAGGAGCAAAGGAAGAAGGAGAGGAAGAAUAAGAAGGCCAACACCAGGGAUGACCAAGACGAAGAAGGAGAAGCAGCGUCGUCAGCAACCGCAACAUCAGCAGCACCAACAAGAACCAAGGCCACGACCGCUGUUACCUCAUCGAAGCAGCACAGAGGAAAGCGGGGCAAGAGGCAAGUGCUGCACUUGGGUGCACAGCCGCUCGGAGCAAGGACAAAGACACAGGAGCCCGUCGGCGGACAGACCAACGUAGAGGAAACAACGAAGGGACCUGAUGCUGCACGUGCCACCAGCAACAACGAAAGCAACAACGUGGAUGAGGGUGGAGAGAAGCAGCAGCAGACAGAGGAACAGCAGACGAAGGAGGAGAAGGAGAACAGCGCCGAGGCUGUUGUCGAGGUGAUUGAGAUUGUGAGCGAGGAUGCGCAGACACAGCAAAGGGAGCAUGAGCAUGACGCCAGUAACAGCACGAGCGAAGCAGCGGAAACAGCAACGCCAGAUGCGAAGUACUCUGAGCAAGGCAAUCAAUCGGCUGCCAAGGGCGCUGGUCGUGCUGCUAGGGAUGAUGAUGAGGAUGAUGACAACGAGGAAGGAGAUGACAACGAGGAUGAUGAGGAUGGGGAUGAGGGCGAGAUGCCGGUUGGACAGUUCUACCUGCCGCCAACACAGGACAAUCCCGCAAAGAAGGCAAAGGUGGCCGACAGCACGAAGGAAAGCAGGACACAGGCGGCACCGGCAAACAGCAACAAGGCAGCAGCAGAGGACGAGCAAGCAGACACCCAAGCUGCUGCUGACGAGGAUGGCGAUGAUGAUGAGGGUGAGAAUGAGGAUGAGAACGAGGAUGACAGCAGCGAGAGCAGCGAGCGGGUUGAGGUGAGCGGCGUCCCAGCGACGGACGAGCGCGGCCAAGCAGUUGAGCGCAACGAUGAUGAUGAUGAUGAUGAUGAUGAUGAUGAUGAUGAUGAUGAUGAUGAUGAUGAUGAUGAUGAUGAUGAUGAUGAUGAUGAUGAUGAUGAUGAUGAUGAUGAUGAUGAUGAUGAUGAUGAACAGCAACCACAGCAACCACAGCAACCACAGCAACCACAGCAACCACGGCAGCCACGGCAACGACGGCGGCAACGACAGGACGAAGAGCCAGGUGGCGAUGAGCAAACAGCAGUGUCCCAUGAAGAGGCUGUUGACAAGAACAGCAACCGCAGCGUAGACACGAGCGGGCAUCAGGACGACACCGACGGCGGUGGCGAUGCUGAUGGGCUUGACACACAACUUGCACACAACGUCCUCGUGCCAGACACGCCAGUGAGCGACGAUGGGGGUGAUGACAACAGCAGCGGUGGUACUGGCAGCAGCACAAGUGCUUCCCGAAAUGCAGAUGGCGGUGAGGAUACUGCUGGCGGUGCCGUUAGGGAGGCGACAGCACAAGAUGCGGCGCGUGCCACUAGACCUGGCGCCACCGAUGGCGUCAUCACGGGUCCGCACGGUGCAGAGGAGCGCACCGGCCACAACACCACUGCCACAGACGAGGCUGACACAUCCAGCGCAUCUGCCAACAACGAUGACAGCAACAGCAACACCGGUGCUGCCGUGCGCGAGCAGGAGGUGAAGAGCAAGCCUGGAUUCCUGAGCAAGCUUGCGGCACAUGUGAUGUCGACGGUGGCGCGAAGAAUGAACACGGCGGGCGGUGGAGAAAGUGACGAUGGUGGUGAUGAUGACGCUGAUGAUGAGAGCCAGGCCUUUUUCACGCAGCAAGUGUAAUUGUGGUUGUUGUGUCCACUUGCUUAGCCGCUUAUUUCCGUGGGUUGCUGGUUCUUAUUCAUUGAUUGAAGCGUGACAUGACACGGUUUUUACUGUGUUGGACUUGAGAAAUAGAAAAGAUAAAGAACGCACGGCGUUGUAAAACCC
Messenger RNA from Salpingoeca rosetta, 3207 nucleotides. RefSeq lists its product as uncharacterized. The record is from RefSeq and is a predicted model, not a curated record. Bases 1 to 3060 code for a protein of 1019 amino acids. NCBI's taxonomy places the organism in Eukaryota, Choanoflagellata, Craspedida, Salpingoecidae. The transcript has 7 exons.